This is a messenger RNA of Trichechus manatus latirostris (Florida manatee), 4009 nucleotides long. It is a transcript of the gene CD180, whose product is annotated as CD180 molecule. The record is from RefSeq and is a predicted model, not a curated record. Bases 176 to 2173 code for a protein of 665 amino acids. Lineage: Eukaryota; Metazoa; Chordata; Mammalia; Sirenia; Trichechidae. The transcript has 3 exons. Gene Ontology annotation, molecular function: protein binding.
AAAGGACUUCCCCUUUUUUGCAGUGUGGAGCCAGUGAAUGCGUAAUAGUCAACAGCAUUUCUUGUUCUGAGGUCACCCUUCUGAGCCCCCUCUGGCUGCCAAAUUGCUGGGGCCGUCAUAGCUUGAUUCAAUUUCUCAGCUCAAGGCAUCAGACAAGCCACCAAGCUGGGGUUGUAUGGGCCCCAUGAUGGCUCCCAGCGUCAGCUGCUUGCUUUUGGCUGUGCUGUUUUCUGCUGGCUGUAAAGUAAUCACCUCCUCGGAUCAAAUGUGCACUGAGAAAGAAGCCAACAAAAUAUAUAACUGUGAAUAUUUAGGUCUUAGCAAAAUUCCUGACAUACUACCAAACACAACAGAAGUUUUGGAAUUCGGCUUUAAUUUCUUGCCUGCAAUUCAAAAUACGACCUUCAGCAGACUCAUUAAUCUUAUCUUUUUGGAUUUAACCAGGUGCCAGAUUAACUGGUUACAUGAAGACACCUUUCAAAGCCAUCAUCAACUGAACACAAUUGUAUUGACCGGAAAUCCCCUGAUAUUCAUGGCAGAAACAUCACUUAAUGGGCCCAAGUCUCUGAAGCAUCUCUUCUUAACCCAAACAGGAAUAUCUGAUCUAGAGUUUAUCCCAGUACACAACCUGGAAAACUUGGAAAGCUUGCAUCUUGGAAGCAAUCAUAUUACCUCCAUUGAGUUCCCAACAAACUUUCCAACACAGAAUCUGAAAAUUCUGGAUUUUCAGAAUAAUGCUAUCCACUACCUCACUAGAAAAGACAUGGACUCUCUGAAGCCAGCCACCAACCUCAGCCUUAACCUCAAUAGCAAUGACAUUAAAGGUAUUGAGCCUGGUGCUUUCCAUUCAAAGAUCUUCCAAAAUUUGAACUUUGGAGGGACUUUUGAUUUGUCUGUUAUAUUAAAAGGUCUGCAGAACUCUACUAUUCAAUCUCUCUGGCUUGGGACAUUUGAAGACAAGGAGGACCAAGACCUUAGUCCAGCCAUCCUUCAGGGACUUUGUGAAAUGUCUGUUGAGAGCAUCAACCUACAGCAGCACCAUUUCUCUGACUUCUCGUCCGCCACCUUUCAGUGCUUCACCCAACUCCAGGAAUUGGAUCUGACAGCAACUCACUUGAAAGAGUUACCCUCUGGGAUUAAGGGUAUGAACUCACUCAAGAAAUUAGUUCUCAAUGUAAAUAAUUUUGACCAAUUGUGUGAAAUCAGUGCUGCCAGUUUCCCUUCUCUUACACACCUCUACAUCAAAGGCAACAGGAAGAAACUUGACCUUGGUGCUGGCUGUUUGGAAAGACUAGAAAAUCUUCAGAAGCUUGAUUUAAGCCACAAUGGCAUAGAGGCUUCCGAUUGCUGCAAUCUGCAACUCAAAAACCUGCCUCACUUGCAGUGCCUAAACCUGAGCUACAAUGAGCCCCUUGGACUCCAGAGUCAGGCAUUUAAAGAAAGUCCUCGGCUUGAACUUCUGGAUUUGGCAUUUACCCACUUGCAUGUUAAUGUUCCACAAAGUCCUUUCCAAAACCUCCAACUCCUACAGGUUCUCAAUCUCUCUUACUGCCUCCUGGAUACCAGCAAUCACCAUCUUCUAGCAGGCCUGCCAAAUCUCCGGCAUCUGAAUUUGCAGGGAAAUCGCUUUCAAGAUGGUAGCAUCCCAAAGACCAACCUACUUCAAACAGUGGGCAGCUUGGAGAUUCUGAUUUUAGCCUCUUGUGACUUGCUCUCCAUAGACCAGCAAGCGUUCCACGGCCUUGAAAAAAUGUGUCAUGUAGACUUAAGCCACAACAGCCUGACAGGCGAUAGCAUCUCUGCUCUUAGCCAUCUUAAGGGAAUCUAUCUCAAUCUGGCCGCCAACAACAUUUGCAUUGUUUCGCUCCAUGUCCUCCCCACAUUGUCCCAGCAGAGCACUAUUAAUUUAAGCCACAAUCCCCUGGACUGCACUUGCUCUAACAUUCAUUUCUUAACAUGGUUCAAAGAAAACCUGCACAAACUUGAAGGCUUGGAGGAGACCAUGUGUGCAAACCCCCCACCUUUAAAGGGAGUUAAGCUGUCUGAUGUCAAGCUGUCCUGUGGGAUUACAGCUGUGGGUAUUUUCUUUCUCAUAGUAUUUUUAUUCUUGUUCACCAUUCUGUUAGUUUUUUUAAUUAAAUUCCUUCUUAGAUGGAAAUACCAACACAUUUAGUGCUAAAGCUUUCCAGAGAAGGCAAAUAAAGGUGUUUCACAAAAUUGUCCUAAGUGAAGAAACUGUCAUCUGUUGCUGUCCAAACUUUUCAGACUUGUACAUGGGGCUGGGCAGGGAUUCACUAUGCUUUUCUGAGCAUCUUACCCUUGUGAGUGGCUGCUGAUGAGUCUCACUGGCAGGCUAACUAGCUGGGGUCAGACGUGGCCUUGAGAGAUGCAAUUCAUUUCCUCACGUGGAAGGUGGUAGUAGUUCGGGGUGGAUUCAUGGCAGGGAAAGGCAAGGAGAAUAACACACUAGGAGGUCAUCUUCCUUCCACUCAGGGACAUCCCUUCAAGCACCUCUCACCCUGAAAGAUCAUCAAUCCCCACAACUUGGCAGUGUUAAAGCUCUCCCACUCACUGUCUUUCACCCACCAUUGAGGCAUUGUGCUCAGGUCUGAGUUCUUAGUAAUGGAACCAUAGGGAAACUUAGUUGGAGACAAAGUCUCAGUGCUUAUUUUAAAUGAAAAAAGAAAAACACAAUGAAUUUAAAAGAAAAGGCUGGGAAAUGAAUCCUGCUAUCAAAUAGACUCCAAGAGUCUUUUUAAUCCUUUGUUGUUGUUUGCCGUGGAGCCGAUUCCAACUCAUGGUGACCUCACAUCUCUACAAUACCCCCGGUGUACAAAUAGCUACCAAAAAAACAAAAAGAAAAAGACACCCCUCCUGCACAGAGGUUUAGGAUUUCUGCCACAUUUGCUGCACUUCUUUGAGAACCAGGGAGACUCCCGUCUGUCGGCUGUUCUCCCUCUUAUGUUACAGGUCCUCCCUUACAGGUGGGCUGUGGUUCAAAAUGCUCUUCUCAUGUGGGUAUCUCGUCCUUAGAAGCCUCUUUCCCACAGGAUCAGUGAUAUAAGCGGGGUUUGCUUCCCAGGCUGUCCCUCAAAAUUCUAUUUAUCUCAGACAGCAUUUGAGACAGCACAUUUACAAUGAAAACGAGCGGAAGAAAACAUACCGCAUGCUAGCUGUUGGCAACACAAUUAAGGCUGGCUUAGUGAGAAAUAGUUUCUGUUCAGGGUGGGGUGUUAGCAAAGGUUGUACCAGAGACAGACAAGGGACAGGAUCAUCUAAUGCAGGUAGAUAAAGAAGACAGAGAAGUGACAAUGCUAUGACUUUGGUUUUACUAAGACCCGAAAUGUCACACUAAUGCGGGAAUCCAGCUUCUGAAGUCUGGACUGCUGGACAACGGAAGUUGGAGCUCUUGUACUUGGAUGUUAUUGCACCGAUAAGGCCUUGAUUAAGUUCUAGAACUAACAUUAGGUUGUUGUUGUUGUCAGUUUCUGUUGAGUCAAUUCUAACUCGUGGAAACCACAUGGUGAUUUAUUCUUAGAAAUUCUGAUUGAAUAUCAAGGUAAAAUUGGAUCAACUUUACCAGCCAAUCAGAAUUAUUAACCCUUAGUCUCAGGGUGUAAUUGUGGGACAUAAUAACAGACUGGAAAUUUGGAGAACAAAUCUUCUUUAUCCCAGGAAAGGUAGGAAAGGCAAGGAAACAAGCAGUGAAGUGAAACAAUAAACUUUCACUGUAAAUGCUCUGCUAGUCUUAGGAGAUUUGCAGGCAGUACUGGACAGGAAGCCGAGUUUUCCCAGACAUCUUUGGUCGUGUACUCAGGGUUGGGACUAAAGUAAGGUAAGUGAGGCUUGGGCACAAAAUUUAAAGGGUGUCAGAAACUUCCACAAUUAAGGUAAAUCGUAUUUUAAUACAAUGUUUGUAAAACUAAUAAUUAAUGCAAAGAAUCCAUGAUGAACAAGAUACCAAAAUUUUAAGUUAAAGCAGUGUUGUGCCAAGUCAUAUUAGAGCCUG